Molecule: messenger RNA, 2082 nt
Organism: Stylophora pistillata
Lineage: Eukaryota; Metazoa; Cnidaria; Anthozoa; Scleractinia; Pocilloporidae
Product: CDK5 and ABL1 enzyme substrate 1
Biological process (GO): regulation of cell cycle
Source: RefSeq, a predicted model, not a curated record
GUCAGGCUCAAUUUGUCAACAACCGCCAAUAUGGCGGCUGUGACGGCUGGCCGUCCAAGCAAAAGAAGGUCAAAACGUAUUGCUUCGGCAUGUGCUUUCCUUUCGAAUAUUUCACUGGAUGGAAAUAUUGCAAAGGAAGCAGCUGAACGGAAAAAGGAAAAGGCUAGUCCCAAAGAAAUCAAUGAACACGAUCCUAGAAACACUGACCUCCCAGAGGCAACAAGGAGGACACGCAAUAAACUACUGCACUCUGUAUCUGAACCCUCGACCUCCGGUGGAGAAUCUUUUGAGAACAGCUCCAAACGAUCAAUACACAGACAACGUAGCAUUACGGAGGCUAUUUAUGAGAGAAAAUGUCAGGAGAGUUCCACAAUGAUACGAAGGAGCGUUUCGAUGUCCGAAUCGUCCUACGAUCCAUCGACCACGAGUGUUAGUUUCCAGCGUACGAAGAAUCGUAUUUCGUAUUUGGCGGGUUCAUCUUUCCACAACAAGAGACGAGCAAAUGACAAGAGUAUUAAGAAGAUAUCAGUGGCUACACCCAGCCAGUCUGCUGGCAUCGAGGGGGUUGAACUUGGAACGAUUGACAAGCCAGUAUCAUACAGAUCAUUUUUGAUAUCAACAUACCCUUGUGCUUGGAGUGAGGUUGUUGUCAACAAAGGAUCUCCAUCUGUACCUCUACAGAUGGAUGCUGGAGCACUUCUUUCAGAGAAUGUUGAGGGAACGGUGCCUUCACCCAGUGGGUAUGAUCCUCAUCUUCUUGAUGAUCCUGAACUGAAGUCAGGUCGGCACAGGAAGGUUCUCAACCUUACAUCAUACCUGGUAUCCAUGGUAGCCUAUGCAAAGCCUUCUGAGCUGAAAAAAGAUCUGAAUGAACAAUUCAGGGAAAAGUUUCCAAAUCUCAACAUAACACUCACAAAACUAAGAAGCUUAAAGAGAGAUAUUGUCAAAAUAGCAUUAUCACAAGAUUGCCAGCUGGAUCCAACCACUGUGGGUUAUGCAUUUGUCUACUUUGAAAAACUUAUUUUGAAGGUUCCUGCUUGUUAUUGGCGGCAAAAUUUAAUGGUGAUAUGAAAAAAGAGAAAAUCAAAGAGGUCAUUGAGGCCAUUGAGGACAGGCUUCGCAUAUCAGUAAAAGAGCUCAUUAGAUUUGAAUUCCAAGUUGUUGUUGCUCUGGAGUUUGAUCUACAUAUCCCACAGUGGGAGAUCUUACCGCAUGUCAAACGAAUGGAAACAGAAUAACUUCAUAAAAAUCCAUCCAUGUACAUUUAUUUGAGUAUUGUUACUGCCUGUUCUUAAUUCAAAUAAUGAAAUUUCUCAGGAAUGUGAUGUUAAGUGUUGGGUUUUUUAAAGGGUAAAGUUGCUUUGUGAAACACAGGGUUUGUAUGGGUCAUAAAAAGAUGUGAAAGAAAUGGAGUUAUCGAAUCAGCUGUCAUUUUUCCAAAAUAAUAUUUUCCAUGUUUUUUUUCAUCACCGUAGUACAAACCUCAUAACUUUCAAGGCUUGGAAACUCAAGUGAUUUGAGUGUACAUCUUUGCAACGUGUUUAAAAACAUGAUUUGAAAGGAAAAAAAGAAGUUGCCGAGAGAAGUUAUUUUUGAAUUAUUUAGAAAGCGAACUAAAUUUGUGGUUAUGAAAAUGUGAGAAAGCAAUAGAAAGAGAAUGCAGCUCAUGAAAUUUCAUGGGCAGGAAAUAUUACAAACCACUCACUGUCAGGUCUUAUGUGGAAUACACUAUAUUUGGGUGUGGUCAUUCAGUUUGGGAUGCAAUUUUGUGACUGUUAUAACUUUCUGACUUAAUAUUAAUGAGACAAUAUUAGUGUUUAUAAUCCAACUAAAACUUAUCCCCCAACUAAAAAUUGUAUCAGAGAACAUCGCAUUGAAAAAUGUUAGAAGGAUAAUUAACACUAUAGCCUCCAUUUUGCACAGAAAUAUGCUUGUAUAUUUAUCUUUGGACGUUAUCUGUUCCUCCAAGCUCACAUUUCGGAACAGAUAAUGUCCACGAAUAAAUAUCCCAGGCGCGUAGCGUGCUCAUUUUUUCAAGGACACACAAGUACAUAUGAUCUAGAAACCUAAGUAAACUGAGCG